GAAUGAAAAAAUGAGUAGUUCUAAUGACAUCUCCGUUUCUAAGACCAAUGAAAGUGGCAUUUCUAAGACCAAUGAAACUAGCAUUUCCAAGAUCAAUGAGAGUAAUGUUAUUAAGAUCACUUAUCCUAAUGACUCAUCAUCUUCUAAAUCAGGGACUGUUGAAAUUACUCAAACUCGUAAGUGGGCUUUAUUAUUGGCAUAUUCACAAUGA
This is a messenger RNA of Ambispora leptoticha, 211 nucleotides long. The record is from the annotation of a GenBank genome assembly. NCBI's taxonomy places the organism in Eukaryota, Fungi, Glomeromycota, Glomeromycetes, Archaeosporales, Ambisporaceae.